AUGAGAUCACGGCAGCUGCAUAACGUUUCGGAGGAUCGAGAAACCCUGUCUCGACGCAAUAAGCGAUCAAAGACCUCACUCAAUGGCCACAUCCCAAUAGAUCUCCUUAUCGAGAUAUUCUUGAAGUUACCUGUGAAAUCCAUAGCAACAUGCCGUAGCGUAUCCAAGUUCUGGACUUACGUACUUGGCCGUCAAGAUUUCACAGAGUUGUUCUUGACAAAAUCUUCUUCUCGCCCGCAGCUCUUGUUCGCAUGCGCAAACGACAAUGGGUACUUCUUCUUCUCCUCAAAUCAGCCUCAGAAUCUUGAUGAGAACUCGUCUCCUAUAGCUGCUUAUCCUCUUACACAUGUCCCUAAAUCCCGUGACUUGGGUCCUCCAAUCAACGGCUUGGUCUCUCUUAGAGGUGAGCGGAUCUUAAAAGGAAGGAUAAGGCCAGUCGAUGUGUCGAUUAUAUAUAACCCUAGCACGGGAGAAUCCUUAACUUUACCCAAAACGAAUAUGACCAGGAAGAAGAUCUAUACGGUGACGAGCUUUUUGGGGUAUGAUCCGAUUGAGAAACAAUACAAAGUACUUUCCAUGAACAUGUCAUAUGAGAAACAUCCCAAGUGUGAGGGGUAUCAAGUUCUAACACUAGGAACUGGAAAGCUGUCAUGGAGAAUGAUCAAAUGUUGCUUAAACUACCAACAUCCUCUUAAAAAUAGUGAGAUAUGCAUCAAUGGUGUUUUGUAUUACCUAGCUAUGGUCAACGGCUCUUCAUGGCCUACUAGGGCAGUUGUUUGUUUUGAUAUUAGGUCUGAGAUGUUCAAUUUUAUGGAAGUCUAUAGAGAACUAUCUUAUACAACUACUCUGAUAAAUUACAAUAAUGGUAAAUUAGGUAUGCUGAUGGGACAAGAGGCUCACAAAACUAUCAGUGGAAUAUGUAGAAGUUUUGAGUUGUGGGUUCUCGAAGACACCGUAAAACAUGAAUGGUCGAAGCAUGUAUACUUAUUGCCUCCUUUGUGGAAGGAUGCAGUUGCAAAUACCAGGUUAUACUUUGCAGGAAUGAUUGGUACAAGUGAAAUUGUGUUGUUCCGCCCAGAUGAGCCUCUUUGCGUUUUCUACUACAAUAUCGAUAGAAACACGAUCAAAAGAGUUGGAAUCCGAGGAUUAGAAGCGUUUAAGUAUUUUCGCAUCUUUCUAAACCAUGUAGAGAACGUGAAGCUUUUUUAAGCAUUUAAGUACUUAAACUUGAGAUGCAAAAUUUGC
Messenger RNA from Arabidopsis thaliana (thale cress), 1245 nucleotides. Its product is annotated as F-box and associated interaction domains-containing protein. The transcript has a single exon. Bases 1 to 1209 code for a protein of 402 amino acids. The record is from RefSeq and is marked reviewed. Lineage: Eukaryota; Viridiplantae; Streptophyta; Magnoliopsida; Brassicales; Brassicaceae.